This is a messenger RNA of Fraxinus pennsylvanica, 1326 nucleotides long. The record is from the annotation of a GenBank genome assembly. NCBI's taxonomy places the organism in Eukaryota, Viridiplantae, Streptophyta, Magnoliopsida, Lamiales, Oleaceae.
AUGGAGACCCUUCACGCAGUUGGAAUAACCCCACUUUCUGUUCUUGCUAAAAGAAAUAAACCAAGAAAAAAUUCAUCACUUGCCUCAAUUCCACCACUGAAGAACCAAAAUCUUGCCAUUUCUUUAUCAAGAAAUCUUGAAGGGGGAUUAGUCCUUUUAUCUACGGUUCUCGAUUUCGGGUUAGCAAAAGCAUUAACGUACGAUGAAGCUUUACAGCAAUCAGCGACCAGUUCUUCCACCACUGAUUUUGAUCCAAGUGGAGUAUUUGAUAGUGUGAUCAAUUUUGUUGUGGAUAAUCCUUUAAUUGUUGGUGGUGGUGCGGUGAUCUUGGCGGUGCCGUUAGUGGUGGCUCAGUUGUUGAGCAAGCCUAAGCCAUGGGGAGUGGAGAGUGCUAAGACUGCUUAUACAAAACUGGCUGAUGACUCCAAUACUCAGUUGCUUGAUAUAAGAGCACCAGGGGAGUUGAGGCAAGUCGGGAGCCCAGAUGUCCGGGGCUUGAAGAAGAAGCCGGUGGCGGUUGUAUACAAAGGCGAAGAUAAGCCUGGGUUCUUGAAAAAACUGGCAUUGAAAUUCAAAGAACCUGAAAAUACCACACUGUUCAUUCUGGACAAAUAUGAUGGCAAUUCCGAGCUUGUUGCAGAGCUGGUAACAGCCAAUGGCUUCAAAGCUUCUUAUGCUAUUAAAGAUGGUGCAGAAGGACCACGAGGAUGGAUGAAUAGUGGCCUUCCUUGGAUACUUCCAAAGAAGACAUUGAGCCUAGACAUAAGCGAUUUUGCAGACGCAAUCAGUGAUGCUUUGGGGGAGACUUCUGAUGCUACGUCUUUGACCCUUGGUGUUGUUGCUGCUGCCGGUCUAGGAUUACUGGCCUUUACAGAGGUGGAAACAAUUCUCCAACUUUUAGGAUCUGCUGCUCUCAUCCAGUUCGUUAGCAAGAAAUUCCUGUUUGCAGAGGAUAGGAAGCAAACUCUACAACAAGUUGAGGAGAUCUUAAACACGAAAGUUGCCCCUAAAGAGCUUGUGGGUGAUAUACAGCAAAUUGGUAAGGCCAUUCUACCAUUGACUGCGAGUACCAAGGCUCUGCCCGCCCCUGUAGAGGCAAAUCCUGCUCCCGCUGAUACUAGCGUUCAGAAAUCUGAGUCCAUCCCCGAGGUAAACAAUGCUCCACCCAAAGUCGAAUCAGCUCCCGAGCCCACUACAGAAGUCAAUUCAGUUCCCAAAAUAGAAGUUCAAGAAAAAUCCCUUCCUGGAAUUUCUAGGCCACUUUCACCAUAUCCUAAUUACCCAGAUUACAAACCACCAUCCUCGCCUAUACCAUCACAACCAUAG